This is a messenger RNA of Lucilia cuprina (Australian sheep blowfly), 1813 nucleotides long. RefSeq names its product juvenile hormone epoxide hydrolase 1 (gene Jheh2). Gene Ontology annotation, biological process: epoxide metabolic process. The transcript is spliced from 4 exons. The record is from RefSeq and is a predicted model, not a curated record. NCBI's taxonomy places the organism in Eukaryota, Metazoa, Arthropoda, Insecta, Diptera, Calliphoridae. Gene Ontology annotation, molecular function: epoxide hydrolase activity. Bases 205 to 1581 code for a protein of 458 amino acids.
UUUUAUAAAUAAUUAAAUUUUAACAGCAAAAAAAUACAAAUUCAGUUGAUUCUACCUACUUGAGGUGCAAAGUUCUCAAGAGCGCUUUGCGCUAAUAUUAAAGAAAAACCAGACAAACAAAUUUAUAUUUUACUAAAGAAUAAAUAAAAUACUCUAUAUAGGAUUAAUUGAAAAGUUAAUUCUAGUAAUAAAAACAAUAUAAAAAUGGGCCUUUUUGUGCGAAUUUUUAUAGUUGCGUUCUGUUUGGGUUUGGCAGCUUUAAUACAAAACUAUCGCCUGUUGUCACAGCCACUACCGGCACCUAAGUUCGAUUUACAAAAAUAUUGGGGACCCGGGAAAGCAUCGGAUUAUAAAGAAAAUACAGCUGUGACACCAUUUGAUAUUGCGGUCAAAUUAGAGCUGAUCGAAGAUCUUAAAACACAACUCCAAAGACCAUUGAAAUUACAUGAUCCCUUGGAAGGUGUUGGCUUUGAGUACGGUUUCAACUCAAACUAUUUACAAACUGUUAUCAAAUACUGGCGCGAUGACUAUAUGGCAAAAUGGCCAGCACGUGAAAGUUUCCUAAAAAAAUUCCCACAUUUCCAAACACAAAUUCAAGGUCUAAAUCUUCACUUCAUCCAUGUUAAACCAAAGAAAACGGAAGGUAAAAAAGUUUUACCAUUGAUAUUGUUGCACGGCUGGCCCGGCUCUGUACGCGAAUUUUACGACAUUAUUCCUUUAUUGACUACACCCAACGAAAAGAGCGAUUAUGUAUUUGAAGUUGUGGCUCCAAGUUUGCCCGGUUAUGGUUGGUCUCAGGGAGCCUCCAAGAAAAACUUUGGUCCCGCUCAAAUGUCCAUAGUUUUGCGCAACCUUAUGUUGCGUUUAGGCCAUGAGAAAUUCAUUGUACAAGGUGGCGAUUGGGGUUCCAUUGUUGGUUCCAAUAUGGCAGCUUUGUUCCCUGAAAAUGUUUUGGGUUAUCAUUCCAAUAUGUGUGGCACAAUGGGACCUAUUGGUAUGCUUAAAAUGGUGCUUGCCAACUUUAUGCCCAGUCUCUUCUAUGACAAACAAUAUAGCGCCUUCUUUAAACCUUUGUCUGAGUUCUUUGCCAAUACUAUGGAGGAAAUGGGUUAUAUGCACUUACAAGCCACAAAACCCGACACCAUUGGCACAGCUUUGGCUCACAAUCCCGUAGGUUUGGCAGCUUAUAUACUUGAAAAAUUCUCCACCUGGACAAAUGGCGAAUACAAACACUUGCCAGAUGGUGGUCUCACAAAACGUUAUACAAUGGAUGCUUUGCUCGAUAAUGUCAUGAUCUACUAUAUCACCAAUUCCAUUACUACAUCGCAGCGCCUCUAUGCCGAACAAUUUAGCAAAGAACAAAUGAGCUUACAAAUGGAUCGUGUUGGUGUAAAGGUACCGACUGCCUGUGCUCGUUUCCUACAUGAUUUAUGGCAUGCAACCGAUUGUCAACUUAAGGAUAAAUUUUUAAAUUUAGUCCAAAGUACUUAUCACUUAGAAGGUGGACACUUUGCUGCCAUGGAAGUGCCCAAUGUACUCUAUAACGAUUUUAUUGAUUUUGUGAAGAAAGCUAAUUUGUAGAGUUGUUAUAUAAUUGUAUUAAAAAUUCACAAAAAGUCUGUUUAAAAUAGGAAUUUAGAUAUAUAUAUAUUUUCGACUAUAUAUUUUAAUAUUCAAUUCUUUUAUACAUAACAUGGCACAGGAAUUUUGUUCUUUAUAAUUUCGUUUAUUUGAUAACUGAAUAUAUGUUUGUACAUUUUUUUUUAUUUUUCAUAAUAAAGUUUUUUUUUUAUUAAACUGUUAAAAAAAAUAA